Trichobilharzia szidati is the source of this 2256-nucleotide messenger RNA. NCBI's taxonomy places the organism in Eukaryota, Metazoa, Platyhelminthes, Trematoda, Strigeidida, Schistosomatidae. The record is from the annotation of a GenBank genome assembly.
UCACAUCUUUCUAUUUUUAUCAUUGUAAUUAUUAUUUUUAUUGUUGUUUCACAAUCAAUGACCCUCCCAAAAUUGAUUGAUUAAUCAGGUCUAUUCAUAUACAGAAGUGAGAACAUAUACAUAUAUAUAUGCGAAACGAAAAGUUUGAGAAUGUAAUAAAAACGGAUUGCACAAAGUUUACUUCAUUUACGAAAAAUGACGACUUUACGGAAAUUCAACUAUCCAAUAAUAACAAAGUGUGACUUGUGGAAAGAGAACUAUUUUGGAAAAGAGGUACAUGAUCCCUAUCGAUGGUUAGAAAAUGAAUACUCGACAGAAGUACAACAAUUUCUCAGAUCACAAAUGAAUUUAUCAGAAGAUUUUCUUAAAAGAUGUCCAUAUAAAGAGGAAUUUUACAGUUAUUUACAGUCACUGUGUGAAUUCGAUCAGUUCACUUGUCCAGUAAUUCGUGGUUCCAAUUAUUUUUAUUGUUUUAAACCACCACAUUCGAGAAAUGUCGUUCUAGAAGUUAUACGUGAGAAAACAAAUUUCCCAGAAAUUGUCUUGGAUUCUACAUGUGUUGGCUUAGAUAAUUCUGAAAAGGUGACCGCAUUUAACAUCUCCAACUGUGGAACAUACUUAUGCUAUGAGGUUGUAAAUUCAUCUGUAGGAUGGUAUAAAUUGAAUUUUAGGAACAUUAAAACAGAUAAUGAACUUUCAGAUUGCAUAAAGUUAUUUACAAAAACUUCACUCACAUGGUCUUCAGAUAAUAAAGGAAUAUAUUAUAUCUAUUGUAUACCAACCAAUCCACCAGAGGAACAAGUACAUGCUUUAAUGCAAAAUUAUUUAUUGUAUAUAUAUUAUCAUAAAUUGGGUGAUGAACAAUCAAAGGAUAUAGUAAUUUGGAAUUAUGAAAUGUCUAGACCAAAUUUAAUGUUCUGCGAACUCAAUGAAAAUGGACGUUAUUUACUGCUGAGUUUAUACAACGAAAACUAUACGCAAAAUAAGUUGAUAUUCGGUGAUCUUCAACAUGAACGAGUCAAAACAAAAGGUCGUCUAAAAAUGAAUCCCAUUGUUGAUGAAUUCGAUGCCUAUUACAAAUUUAUCGGUAGUACUUCAACACAUUUUUACAUAAUGACUAACAUGAAUGCACCAAUGAAUAAAAUUAUUAAAGUUGAUAUAAAAGAUCCUGAAUGGUCAAGCUGGGAAGAUUUUGUACCUCAUAAUUCAGCAAGUAAAAUGGAACACGCUGUAUGCGUAAAUCAACGAUACAUGGCUAUCUGUUAUCUAGAAAAUGUGUUAAAUCAUAUAUCAAUCUAUGACUGGAAUACUGGGUUACACUUACGCAAGAUUUCAAUACCUAUUGGUAAAGUGUAUGCUCUUAGUGCACACCAUACAAGUAUGAAGAUUAUUGUCGGUUUUGCUACAUUCAAUGAACCCUGUACUCUGAUGUAUUGUAACUUAGCCGAGAAUAACUGUAAGCUUGAGGGUAUCACUUUGACUGGUAAAAAUCCAUGUAAAUUGAUUUCAUUCGGUGGCUUUGGUUUAACUAAUCAACCAUAUUACUCUGCAAGCAAUCUGUUAUUUGUAGAACAUUUCAAUGGAAUUAUUGCAGUGGCUAAUAUACGUGGUGGAGGUGAAUAUGGAGAGCAGUGGCAUAAAAAAGCAGUUAUUACUAAGAAAUCUGUCGCUAUUGACGAUAUUACCGCAGCAGCAGAAUAUUUGAUCAGAGAAAGAUACACUAAUUCAAACAACCUUAUAUUAUACGGAAAUGAAAACGGUGGUCUGCUGGCAGCUUCAUGUGCUAAUCAAAGGCCAGAAUUAUUCAAGGUUGUCAUUUUAGACAAUCCACUUGGAGAUAUGCUGCGUUAUUACAAAUACUCUUCAACAGGUAGAUGGAUGAACGAAUAUGGAAAUCCUUAUCAUGAAGAAGAUUUCAAAGCAUUAUACAGUUAUUCACCGAUACAUAACAUCCCAAAUUUAUCAGUCUCAAAGUCAUGUUAUCCAGCAGUUUUAAUAUUGUCAGACUGUAAAACCGCAAAUGUGGAAUAUGUGCAUUCAAUGAAAUUGUUAGCAGCACUACAAAAUGAAAUUACUGCAAUUCAUACAUCUGAACAAAAUUACUGUAUUCUUGGAUGGUUUAAAACUGAAGAUAAACUUAAGAUCGAGAAGGUGAUUAGCAUGUGGUCAUUUAUUCAGAUAUAUUUAUCACUUCAUUGGCAAGUGAAUAAAAAGAAUUCAAAGCCUUCCAGGAAAUUAUCCAUCAACAGAAAGUAG